This is a messenger RNA of Pocillopora meandrina, 24141 nucleotides long. NCBI's taxonomy places the organism in Eukaryota, Metazoa, Cnidaria, Anthozoa, Scleractinia, Pocilloporidae. The record is from the annotation of a GenBank genome assembly.
AAAGAAGCCAUAGAGUACCUCAACCUAUAUCUUAAAAAAGCUAAAAAAAUAGGAGACAAGCAUGGGGAGGGUAACGCUUAUGGCAGUCUUGGCAAUGCUUAUCACCGUCUGGGUGAUUUCAAAAAAGCCAUAGAGUACCACAACCUACAUCUUAAAAUAGCUAAAGAAGUAGGAGACAAGCAUGGGGAGGGUAACGCUUAUGGCAGUCUUGGCAAUGCUUAUCACCGUCUGGGUGAUUUCAAAAAAGCCAGAGAGUACCACAACCUACAUCUUAAAAUAGCUAAAGAAGUAGGAGACAAGCAUGGGGAGGGUAACGCUUAUGGCAGUCUUGGCAAUGCUUAUCACAGUCUGGGUGAUUUCAAAAAAGCCAUAGAGUACCACAACCUACAUCUUAAAAUAGCUAAAGAAGUAGGAGACAAGAAUGGGGAGGGUAACGCUUAUGGCAGUCUUGGCAAUGCUUCUUUUAGUCUGGGUGAUUUCAAAAAAGCCAUAGAGUACCACCACCUACAUCUUAAAAUCGCUAAAGAAGUAGGAGACAAGCAUGGGGAGGGUAACGCUUAUGGCAGUCUUGGCAAUGCUUACCUUAGUCUGGGUGAUCUCAAAAAAGCCAUAGAGUACCACAACCUACAUCUUAAAAUAGCUAAAGAAGUAGGAGACAAGCAUGGGGAGGGUGCUGCUUAUGGCAAUCUUGGCAAUACUUAUCGCCGUCUGGGUGAUUUAAAAAAAGCCAUAGAGUACCACAACCUACAUCUUAAAAAAGCUAAAGAAGUAGGAGACAAGCAUGGGGAGGGUAACGCUUAUGGCAGUCUUGGCAAUGCUUAUUUUAGUCUGGGUGAUUUCAAAAAAGCCAUAGAGUACCACAACCUACAUCUUAAAAUCGCUAAAAAAGUAGGAGACAAGCAUGGGGAGGGUAACGCUUAUGGCAGUCUUGGCAAUGCUUAUCACCGUCUGGGUGAUUUCAAAAAAGCCAUAGAGUACCACAACCUACAUCUUAAAAUAGCUAAAGAAGUAGGAGACAAGAAUGGGGAGUGUAACGCUUAUGGCAGUCUUGGCAAUGCUUGUUUUAGUCUGGGUGAUCUCAAAAAAGCCAUAGAGUACCACAACCUACAUCUUAAAAUCGCUAAAGAAGUAGGAGACAAGCAUGGGGAGGGUAACGCUUAUGGCAAUCUUGGCAAUGCUUAUCGCCGUCUGGGUGAUUUCAAAAAAGCCAUAGAGUACCACAACUUAGAUCUUAAAAUAGCUAAAGAAGUAGGAGACAAAUCCUCGGAGGCAAUAGCCUACUGUUCAUUAGGAUUGGUUUUUAGUUACAAGGUAGACUGCCAAAAGCCGUUGAACAUUACCAAGCUAGCAUAAACUUAUUCAAUUCCUUGAGAGUACUUCUAAUAUCUAAAGAUGAGUGGAAAGUUAAUUUUCGAAAUCAGCACCAAGUGGCGUAUACGGGUUUGUGGAGAGUUCUCGUAGAACAAGGUAAUGUAGAUGAAGCCUUAUUUGUUGCUGAGAAAGGACGAGCUCAAGCUCUGACCGACCUCAUGGAAUCCAGUUUUUGUGGUGGAACAAGUCACCACAAGGGAGAAGAUGAAGAUUGCGCAGUUUUAAAAAACGUUCCAUCAAACACUGUCUUUCAGGCCGUGGACAAAGCUAACGUCAAUCUUUGGGUUGUGUCCGAAGGAAAACAAGUUCAGUUAAGACAAAGUAAACUCAAAGGUUUUGUUUCAGAGAAUAGUGGAUCUAGCCUGUCCUUUGAGUCGUUCAUGCUCGGUGUCUAUACACAACUUGGUGUUCGUUCUAAUGUGAGAUGCGAGAACCGAUCUUUAGAUACUUUGAGGGAGGGCCGUUCAAAAGUGGAUGAGAAAACCAAAGAAGCCAAGCCUCAACCUCACAUCCAACGAGACGGAUGCUUGAGCACUUUGUAUGAUAUCGUUAUGAAGCCGGUGGCAGACUUGAUUGAAGGGAUGAGCUACUCAUUAUUCCUGAUGGACCCCUGUGGAUCGCUCCUUACGCUGCAUUGAAGGAUGGCAAUUCUAAAUACCUGUGUGAAUCGUUCACAAUCCGAGUCGCUCCAUCGUUAGCAAGUCUUAGACUCAUUGCCGAUUGCCCAGAUGAUUAUCACAAAAGCAGUGGUGCGUUACUUGUAGGAGAUCCGUGGGUAUCCGAGGUUACUAACAGCGAGGGAAAGAAAGUCUUCGAGCAGCUUGAGUAUGCUAAAAAAGAAGUAGAAAUGAUCGGAAAAAUUCUGAAUAUCACGCCAAUCACCGGCAGUCAGGCCACGAAACGUGAGGUGUUGAAAAGACUCAGUUCCGUUUUUUUUUGUUCCGCUCUUACACCUGACCCACACCGAAUAUCUACUGUGCCAACGGAGGAGGAUUACAUUUUAACAAUUGGAGAUGUGUUGAAUGCUCAACUUCGGGCCAAACUUGUUGUGCUUAGUUACUGCCACAGCGGCUGGGGCGAGAUCAAAGCUGAAGGUGUGGUUGGCAUUGCGCGCGCUUUUAUGGGGGCUGGUGCUCGGUCUAUUGUGGCGUCCCUGUGGGCGAUUGAUGACGAGGCUAAACUUGAGUUCAUGAAACACUUUUAUCAACAACUUGCAGGAGGUAAACCAGCAAGCGAGUCACUGAACCUGGCCAUGAAAAGCCUCAGAGAAUCAGACAAGUUCUGCGACAUCAAACACUGGGCGCCCUUUUUGCUGAUUGGAGAUGACGUCACUCUUGACUUCAUAGCAAAGGAAAGAGAAAAUUUGAAUAUGAAAUCACAUAAAUGAAACCUUUUUAUUUCAUCUCAAAAUUAAUGACGCAGGAACUUGGAAGGUUUAAAUGCUUCUUUAUUUUGGCGCUUUUUGGCUAUUUUUCAUUACUUUUCAUUUUUUUGUUAAAUGGAACUUGAGAUGUGUGACUUUACUUUGAUGAAGAAAUAAAACAGACUAUUUCAGUACAUUUUGUUCAGUGGAAUUGCUAUUUUUUUACCUUUACAAAUUUAGAUGCUUCCGAAGAGAACAAGAUGCAACAAGGCUUCUGCUGUUAAUGCCUGAAGUUGUUGAAGGCGACUACGAGGUUUUCGUUUCGCCAAAAUGACACUCAGAUCUAUCCCUUUAUUGCAAUCAGUUAUGUGUGAAAUAAUUUAAAGGUUUUUUUUCUUGUACACAACCAGGAGCUUGUCCACCGGGUUUUAAUUACGUUGAUACUCUAAGCUUUUGAUAAGAAAAGAAACAGUUUGUCAUUUGUAAAAGGUGGCGAAAUUUUAAUUUCAAAAAUGUGAUUUGCAAAAUUCGCAGCCAUAUGUGAAUUGAUCUUAAUGGUUUUUCUACGUCAUAAAUUACUUUGUUGCAAUUUGCAAUUAUCUUUACAAAAAAAUUGAUUAUCAUUUUCAACUUUUUUUCAAUCCAUUUUAAUGCAAUCUAAUUCCAUCAGUGCCAAGAUUGCCAUUCUAAGCUUAAUUUGAAGAAGUAAUCAUCAGAGAUGAUGUUGUUGAAUUUACUGACCAUAUGUUAGAGACAUUAGACCUACUCUCAGGGGUGUGGCCAGCCUCUAGUCCCGUGGGCCCAGCCUACAAUUGUUUUCCGCCCGCUUGACUUUUCUAAUAUGACUCUUACAAAUGUUGAAACAAAAAUUGAAAUUUCUCAGGAAAAAGGCUUACAACAAGUCAAAGAGCUGGCUACAACGGCCUGCUUUCAAUCAAACGAGUUUGAUCAAUUUUAGUCCAUUUUAUCAAACACUCGUCAGUUUGUUUUAGAGAACGACAACAGAGACAAAUUGUCCAUGUAAUCUAAACAAGGAAAUAGCGAAACAGAGUUUACUUUAACUAAAGUUUCCAUUGCUGUGACUUUUAAUGUAUGUGACAUGGAAUUUGUUGUUUUCAUUAGGAAAAUAUUUACGCCAAUAAAUUAGGGAAACACUUGAAGUAGUAAGCCAUGUAGUCCUCAAUGGGAAUUAUUUUGGUGAAAAUGUUCAUGAAUAAAUGUAAAUCUAGGCCGUAGUUAAAAAGUUUCAGGACUUCAGGAUAAAACUUGCAUUUUUUUGAAAAUUUGCUGUUCAAAUUUUUUCAUGGCUUUAAAUUUACCUUAGUAUAAUUUGGAGAUGUCUGAUGAUAUCUUUCUUAAAUUUAAGAAUUUAUACUUAGGUAUUCAGAGCACGCUUUGUAAUUAGAACCCGUCAUGUGGUCAAAAGUUUAAGGUAUACUGUAUCACAGCUGUUUUAAAAGAAAUUUUUGUCAAAUCAAUGUUAAUUUUUGACAGAUUUUUAUAACUACCAUUGGUCUUUGCUGCCAGUAUAAAAUGUAGUAGUUAACCUUGCACAUCGUUGAAUGUGAUGUAACGUAGGAUUUUAAAAACAAGCUGGGACAAUUUCGACUAAACAUUCUUUUUAUAAUGUCAGUAUAUUUGGUGUGGAUUGUUUUGAUGCUAUUUGUAUUUAAAGUUGAAGCUAUUUGUUCAUUUACCUAAGUUUUUAUUCAUUGACUCAUUAACUCCCAAGUUGUGAAAAAAAAUUCUCCCAACUGAUAAGAAUGUUUCUUUGUUGCUUCAUUCUGAGAAUUCGAUGAAACAUAACGUUUGUAGUGAAAAAUAAUCCGCUAGUUUAGAUUUUCUCUAAUUCUUAUUGACACCAUGUUUGUCGGCGCAUUAAUUUUGCGAGGAGAAUUUAAGUUAUGAUCAAUCUUGGGAAAAAAAUUGGUUCAUUUUAGUGUUUCCGUUUAGCGCUUACUUUACUUAAUGCCUUGAGCAAUUUAAUGCAGUUUGUAUUGUACUUUUUUUUUACUUUUUUGUGUAAGAGAAAUAGAGAGUGUAUAAAAUACAAAAACUGCCUUUGUUUUCAUUGUCUGUCUCCAUAUUCUAAGGAUUCGCGUGAGAUACAAGGAGAACAGAUCCUACGGGGACUUCAAUGCUUGUUUUGACCCGCGCGCGCCAAGUUGAUAAUCUUUGCAGCUGACAGUGUACUGACAUUCCAUGUUUCAAGCCCCCACCCACUUAACAAACGCUCGUCGACUCUUCGAUUGUGUGUCUUUCACUGUCCACCGUUCUCCAUAUUGUCACACGAUUUUGAAUGCCGACGGACGUGUUCAUACUGUUACCUGUGUGCACCCUUUUUACCUUUUUACACCUUUUCACAUUUGUGCAUCUCUUUUUUUCUCCUUCCUUUUGUUCCUUUCCUUUUUUUCAUCGUACUUUUCCUUUAUUCCCAUUUUUACGCGCACUUCUUUCAUCGCCCUCAACUUUAUUCUUCUACGCGCUUCAUUAGACGCGACUAUCUCCUUGUCUGUUUCAGUUUUCAUUCGUCUCAAUCCUCGCGCAACGUCAGGUCUCUUACAACUCAUAUACCUCCUUACUUCCCCAGAGUAGUUGUUAUUAUGCUUAUUUUGUUCACUUUAGGAUGGUGUCCUCUUAGCAUCAUGUCUAGUAAAAUCUUAGUUUUCCUUUCCACUCAUUCCCAGUCCACAGGGGGUCUCAAUUUUAAGUCUCACUUGCCAGUGUUUGCUCUCCUCGGUCCUCUCAUCACGGUAGCAGCUAUAAAACGAAAGAGCUCCCUCCAAGUCUCUGCGACAUAAUCGAUGCAUUUUGGUUGGAAACAAGUCCUUUAAUGUCCAAAUUAAGGCUUCUUCUGUCAUCGGAUCGGGAAUGUAUCAAACUCACGCCCAGGGUCCACCUACAUCGCGAGUCCAAGAUGGCAGCAGGCCAAUCUACAGACUUCUCUGAGUUGGUAGCCGUCAUCUUGGAUGUAGACGCAGAGAGGACCUUGAAAAAGUGUUUUUACAAGACAGUAAUCAAGAAAGGUUAGGUUAUUGUAAUGCUUCCUAAGAGGUAAACGAUGAGAACCUUUGCGUCGUUCAAAGAAAACGCAGCAUUUUACAGCGCAGUCGUGACUCGUUUGACGUGAAGACACAGAGAUGGCGAGUUGAUUACGGCUUUAAAUUUCAAACUCUUAAAGGCGGGAAAUAUUUCUGAAACAAAAUCAUUCACGAACAUCACUAUCAUCCUCAGUAGAACUAUGCUAUCACAAAGGUGGAAUAAUCGCGGACGAAUAACCGCGCUUAAGACCUUCCUAUAUACCAAGGAAUUCAUGCCACUGGAUUCGACAUGUGCCAGUAACCUACUUUCACAUUUAACGUGACGUUCAGCUAAGAUCAGCAAACUGUUUCUUUUUUUCUUCAUUUUAAACGAUUCCAAUCCUAAUAGUUGACAAAGAAAUUACUCAGGAUGUCAAUGAAGACUACUUACGAGGUUCGCUUUAAUCUUCAGUCACUUUACUACAAGAACAUGCACUGUGUAUUCCGGCUGUAUGUAGAUUGUAGCAGAGGCACAGCUGCAUGUAUGACCACCCCGUGGGGUGUGCUUCCUAGUUACAGGUCACGAUCACGACCGAACUGACUACUGACUAUAGCAUUUUCAACAGAGUUAAUUACAAUAAUGGGGUCGCACAUUUUCGAAAUUUUGGGGGUAAGACAAGUCUAAGAAAGUAGGGAUUAAAUGACGGAAAGUUCGCAGUUAGAAGGUCGUUACCAGCGCGUAUUACCAAAAGUGACUAAGAUGGGGUCGAUAAUUAGCCACAGAAUAGACUAUGAUGGGGUAGGGGUUCUGAAAGGCCAACAGCAGAUGCCCCACAAAAAUUGACUCAAGCAACCUCUCAAUUUAUCUUAUAUUUUUUCUUCUACAGGUGGUUUUGGCGUCACCAUCAUGACAGCUUGCCCCGAAAUAGAUCAGCCACAGAUACGGAAAUCAACCAAAAUAAUACUAAUCUGGCCAAGACAACGAAAUUCCUGUUAUCCAGUGGUCUUCAGUUUGUUGUCGUUAUGGCAACUAGUUAGGGCACUUCCGAACAUGAUUCGUGAUGUUGCUUGCAUCAGGGUCCAAUCCACCGCAUAUCAGUGCAAUAAAAUGCCGCUUUGCCUUUUUCAGAACAGCUAACAAUAGUGUGGCUGGCUUCGCUGUGUAUUUUCACCGCUGGCUCAGUUGUUGCUUUUCGGAAUGUGCUACAGUUCCCCGGUCACAAGGCAAUUCUAUAUCAGCUCAUGUUUGUUCCUUCAUUCGUGACUUUGGUUCUUCUUCUCACCCUCGCCUUGUCAUCAACCUAUUCAUUUCUAUCGAGUCUUCUUCAUCUUGGGUCAUAAUUUUUUUCCUCGAUAGUAAGUUAUAUUCUCAAAAGUUUAGCUGUAGGAUUUCUAAUUUACACCUAUGGGCGGCCGUCACCGCCAAAAAGACAAAAAUAUAAUUGGUUGGUAAUUAGUCUAAUUGUCUUUUGGAGAACGAUUUAUCUUAUCCUAAGAGAUUUAUUUCAAAUACAAAUGGACAAGUCGCCUUUGGUGAAAUGAAAUAUUCAAACAAAAAUGUUUAUACAAUUCAGGAGCUGUGUAGCCAACCUUGUUGCACUGAUUAAAGAAAAACACGAGUGGCCAAGUGUUAACAGAAAUGGUUCAGUGUCGAAAUGAGAAACGGUUCAGCUAACUGUACUUUAGUGACUUGCCACAAACGGUUCAGAGUAGUGUGAAAGUUAUCGACAAAUGGUUAAUCGUAGGCCGCAACGGAUUAGUAUCGCAUCAAUCUCCUCACCGUAAAGUGAAAUGGUUUAGCGUGACCUCAAAUGCUUAAGCGUGAGGACAAAUGGUUUCGUACAACAGUUGGUUUACGCCGUAAUCGCCAAAAAUACAAAAGGGAAAUAGGUAAGUCAAGCUUGAAAUGAAACAGUCUAUAUGGGGUCUGACGUCACAACCUACGUCAUUCAGAUCCAAUUUGGCGCGAAAUUCGCCAGUACGAGGGAUUCGCCACGCCGUCCACUCGACGUUCACCACGUUCACGUUCCAAGUUCACGUUCACGUUAUUUCUGUAACCUCGUCGUCCUUGUCCACUGGACUCAAAGAGCCUCACUCCGGUAAUAACCUUUUUCACAUUUGCCUAUUUUAGCUUGUUAGCGAAUAAAUUUAUACCCUCAUCAUCUUGCCGCAAUAUCAGUAAGUAAAUGAUAUUUCGGAACAAAAGGAAUAACACAAAUACAGAUAAAAUGCAUCAUUUUACGCGACAGCACAUUUACCGUCUAGACAGUAAGAACCAUGGCUGGGAAACGUGAUAAAGCGAUUCAUCGUUUUAAGACGACGAAACUACAACUAAAGGGCGCCUAAAAGCUAUAUAGUUUUUAUAGUUUUGAGGCGCCCUUGAGAUUCUUAUCCUAUUCAAUUUCAAGCUUGACUUUUCCAUUUCACUUUUGUAUUUUUGGCGGUUACGGCGUAAACCAACUGAACCAACCGCUGUAACACGAAACCAUUUCGGUUUGUAAGAAACCAUUUGUCGUCACGCUAAACCAUUUGGGGUCACGCUAAACCAUUUCACUUUACGGUGAGUAGAUUGAUGCGAUACUAAACCAUUGCGGCUACGAUUAACCAUUUGCCGAUAACCUAGGCCAUUUCACACCUCUCUGAACCGUUUUUGUCAAGUUACUGAACCAAAGGACAGUUAGCUGAUCCGUUUGUCAUUUCGACACUGAACCAUUUCAGUUAACACUUGGCCACUCAUGUUUUUAUUGAAUCAGUUCAACAAGGAUGGCUACACAGCUCCUCAAUUGUAUAAACCAUUUUUUGUUUGAAUAUUUCAUUUCACCAAAUGCGACUUGUCCAUUUGUAUUUUAAAUAAAUCUCUUAGGAUAAGAUAAAUCGUUCUCCAAAAGACAAUUAGACUCUAUCUGUUAUUACAAACCAAUUCUAUUUUUGUAUUUUUUUAUGAUGACAGCCGCCCAUAUGUGGGCUCUUCUUUCAAAUUCAGUCGGAGAAUUUCCGGCUUCAAGCUUGCACAGAUUUAUGGGCCAAGGAACUCCCUGUUUCAUUUUCACAACGCGCCGUUGCAAUUCUCCGUUCCAUGACAUAGCUUUCGAGUCUUUCUUAGUACUUUCUCUGUCUUAGUGACUUUGAAACAUUUUCAUGACGGACUGAGGAAGCAAGGUCGUAUAAUAGUCAAAGGUGCCUUCCAUCUCCGCGACAGAGGUAAGAACGCAUGGUUGUAUCAGAUUAUUGAGUGUAAGGUAAAUACUUUUAUUUUAAAUUUUUUUUAGUUGAGAUUUCCUCCUUCAAAUGUUCCUCAUCUUUCCGAACUUUCUCUGAUUUCCGACAAUGAAAGACGUUCCUGCAGUUAGUGUAUGACGACGAUUGCCAACUUUUACUUUAUUCUGGCGUGUAUUAAUUGUAUUGCCGCUUCGUGUUAGUUACAAGCUUAUUAAGCUGAGCUGGUUUGAACAAGUUACAGCUGUCGAAUUCACAAAAAUUCGCAGGCAAUGCUUGGCAUUUACCUUGGACAAAAUAAGUAAUUCGGGAGAGUUACAAAGGAUAUCCAAAUUAUCGAUUUGAUUCAGUAAAAGCCCUUUUGGUCGCAACACUUUCAGUUUCGUUUGCGUGUCAUGCGGAGCAUGUACACAAUCGUGUUUGGCACCAGCUUUCAUGUCGGGCUUAUGUACGUAUUAACUUAAUUUGCUCCCGUAUUUACGAUGCAUUUGAUCAAAAAGCGAUAAACAUUUUCAGCGUAUUUCAUGUGUUUAUGUUUAUCAUUUUAUACUGUAGUUUAAAAGUGAUUUUUUCUUUUCGAUAGACAGCUUAGAUUGUCCUUCCAAACUGUACUGUUAUACUGAUUUCCUUGUUAAAUAUUGAGACAAGUUGAUUUUUCUUCAAAUUCAGCUAGUUAUUUACUGCAAGAGUCCUUUCAAUUAACUGCAUUCGAGUUUUAGGAAUCCAAUUCAUCAACUGGUAAUGAUUGAUUAAUGUGUGAGUGAAGUUUUACCUUUUGUCAUCUGCUAAUCAACAUACGAUCAAUCGAUAAUCAUAUCAACUGAAUGUUUCCGAUCAAUUUUUUUUUUUUUAUCAAAACUGGUUUAGUUCUGCAUGAGGCUGCAUGCAUCCAAGUAUGUGUUUGUUGAUAAUUUAUGUUGUUAUAUGGGAAGGUAGUCUUGGGAUAAAUGUAAAGUUCUGAUUGGUUCUUACUUGGUCAGGAUUUUGCCACAUAGACCAUCAUUGCACCAUACAGAAAAUCAUAAAACAUGUAAAUUCAUUGUAAACUAGUUUAGUCCAAGUGACAUUGGUGCAUGACAAUUACCUUGCUCUCUUGAGGGGUACUGGGGAAUAUUGGCACCAUGUCAUUCCUUUUCUGUUACAACCUUGGGCCAAUAUACCUCUGUAAAGCCCUGGAAAUCAGCUGGUUAUAUAGAAGUUUGUAGUGGUUUUUGUAAAAGCGAUAUACACUUACAGGCUAUUUUGAAUUCCAGUUCAAUUGACUUCCUUGUUACUCCACAUUUAUUAAAUUUAUUUGUACAUGAAGACAGCCAGCAAAGAUUAUUUGAUUUUUAAAAAACAACCAGUCAUGAUUAUUAGGAGAAUUAAAGUUAGCAUCAAAGACAAAUUAAUUUUGUGCACAGACAAUGUAAAUAUGGAAUAACUGCAAAAACAAUUAGUUAAAUAUACAUAUACUAAUAAAGCAAAAAUGUCAGCACCAGUACCAAAUUUAAAUCCAUUUCAACAUACAUCAGCCUGCAUAAAUGUAAAUAUUUCACUGUUUUUCCUGUGAUAAAGUGAAACAGUUGAACUAACAAUCACCUAUACAAAUAUGGGCAUCAGUUCAACUGUAGGAAAUUGAAUAAAUGAAAUACAUCUUUUAUAAGUUUUGACCAGCAAUCCCUAUUUAAAAAUCAAAUAAGAAAAUUUUACUUUGGUGUUGUAAAAUUUGUUUCUUACGAGAAACAAUUCAGCAUAAACUCUCUCCUCUUGCGGAGACAUAGUGGUCUUAUGAUUAGUGAGGUGGACGCACCUUCAAGAGGUCUGCAUUUGUAGGCUGGCCUGUGCUGGACUCAGGGUCAAGAAGUCUGGGUUCCAGUCAAUGUGUUGUGUUCUUGUGCAAAACACUUUACUCUUACAGUGUCUGUCUCCACCCAGGAGUAUAAAUGGGUAGCAAAAAUUAGUUAGGGAAACCUAAUAAAAUGCAAGGGGGGUGAAAGGGGGGGGGGGAGGGAUAACGGUGGAAUGGACUUGCAUCCUGUCCAGGGUUGGUUAGUAAUACUCCCAGUUGCUUCAUGUAAGGAAACCAGGAUUAAGUAAAGCUCAGGCCCUGGACUGGCCACUUUUCAAAUCCAGAUGUGACCUAACUACCUACCACCUCUUAGUUUAAAUGAUUUCAAUUGCUACUGUUACAAAUUAUAUAAACUUGAAACACACAGAUGUUGAUUUUUGCCCAAUUUAUUUCAGUCAAUUGCAUAGCAAUGUCUUUGGUAAAUCUUGAAAUUUAUUGUAAUGAGAAGUGAAUUACUGUUUAUUUAAAUAUUAAUGCUUGUUUUCUUCAAUAUAUAUAUCUUUUGUUCUUUUACUGCUUUAAAUAUGCUAUUAAUAUUAAUCGCUUGUGAUUUUGUGUCUAUGUAUCCCUCCCAUUCUCAGGAGGGAAAAAAUAUUUAGUUUACAAUUGGGUAAUAUGUUGAGCUAUUUUUUUACCAUUUGCAACCAUCUUUUUUUUUCCGGCCAGGAUGACUUAAAACAGCAACUUUUUGAAAGAAGCAUCCCCUUACAGUUGCUAUGGCUACAGAAAGAAGUCCAAUUAAGGUUCCAUGUGAAAAUGAAGACUUACCUGACAAAGAAAAUGCUCCAGAUUUUGAUGAGGACACUUUACGAGGUGAGCUAGGUUCAACUUUGGCUUCAGUCACUGUUCAAACGUUUUCUAUUCCACCAGUUUCAAGAAUGUAAGCAGAUGUGGAGAACAAUAUUAAUACACUGCAUGACCACCUUAAAGGAUAUUUGGCCAGUCAUGACUCUCUUCUAUGAUUACAAUAUGCUGUUCAUUGACUGAGAGGAUCCAUGACAUAUUUGUUAUUUUCUUUUCUCAAAUUUCAAAGCAAGUACACAAAGUUAUAAUAAGUAAAGACUUUAUUUGAUCAUCAUAUAACAUUCAUUUUGUAAGUUUGCAUCAUAAGUACCAUCAUCAUCAUCAUCAUCUUUCCAUUAUAUUAUGCAACAUUAACUUGAAAGUUUCAACUUCCCCUAAGCAACCAAUUUCCAGUAGAGUGCAAGUGUUAUAUCAUUGAAUAUGGAGGUGUUUAACCCUUGACACCCUAACAUCAGUAUCCAUAUUCUCCAUAUGGAUACUGUAUGUUUCUUGUGGUACUGAAAAAGAGAAUUCAUUUGAAGAUCAAUGCUUCUUAGGUUGGUGAUCAUUUCCUUUAUUCUCAUGAGCUUAGUGAAUGAUUCAGCAGUAUUACUCCAAGCUUUUCAGGGGAUGGGUUAAGUCAGGCAGGUGCAAAAGUGGCAGCUGGCACUAAAGGAAAAAUCUGCAGAUUUUGAAUCUCCAGAUCUUGGCAGCUCUGCUUAUGCACUAAUUAACUACAAUCACAGGUAAUUAUUAACUACAACCACAGACUUUGACACAAAUUAUUUUUUUAAAUUUUUUCUUUGCAGCCACAGCUGAUGUUUAUAGAAAUGAGGGUAAUGAGGCCUUCAAGAAAGGAGAUUUCAUCAAUGCUAUUCAUUUUUACACCAAAGGAAUUAAAAUGAACUGCAAUGAGAAAGAACUGAAGGCCAAACUGCACAACAACAGGGCUAUUGCACAUUUUAAACUUGGUAAGAUGAUGAGAGCUUUAAUAUGCAUUUUUUCCUAUUUUUAAGCUAUUGAGUUGUCAGUAGUAGUUUUCUGAAAAAGGUGAUAAUUUUGAAUGCAUGCCUGGAAAAAUUUAGAUCUUAUCUUGGCCUCUCAAAUAUACAAAGAAGUAACCUCUUACCCCAGAUAUCAAUGAGCAUCACAAGUUUUUCUCAAAAUUAUAGUAAUGGUAGUUGGUUUGCAACAUGUAUGGCUAAUCAGAGAUAUUUAUUUCAAUAACAGGAAAUCACCAGGAUUCACUAAGGGAUGCAGAAGCAGCCAUUGAGUUAAAUCCAACUUUCCUUAAGGCAAUUGUGAGAGGUUAGAUAUGUUAGCUGUGCUAUAAUAAUAAUAACAAAAGAACUCAACACUCUAAGGUUAAAUGAGGUUAAAUGGAGUUCAAUCUUGUCUCAAUUGACUUUAAUUAAGAGGUCGAGACCACCCUGAUGUACAUUUGAAUCCAGCUCUUGACUACUACGCCAUUGCUUCCAUUAAUCAUGAUAAAAAUAUUAUUUUUAACGGGAUUAAAAACUCAAUGCGGAAUGCAAAGCAAAAUUUCAGCAUGAAUAUUUUAGUUCCUUAAGUCCAAUGAGUCACAGGUGUCAGAUAUAUUAAGAGCGUGUCCACGAGAGCACCGGGCAGUCGUGCUACAUGCCAUCUCACCGAAUUCAAUGAAACUUUGUCAGUUUAAAGGGUCUACCUCAAAACUCAAAGAGACAAACUGGUUUCUGUUUUGGUUCUUCCGGGGGGAGAUAGACCACCCCCGGUUUUUCUUGGUUUUCACCAAGGAAAUCGCUUCAAAUAGGUAAAAUGUAUUAAGUUCUCACGGCGAUGUUAUCUAACUGAUUACUUUGAGGAUUUGCACACAUAUUUUUACAUCCUUAGUUAAUGUCUGCUGCGAGUAUCAGUCAGUUUGAUCGACGGCUUGUCAAUCAACAGAGGCAAAUAUACGACUUUGGUUUUAGACUUUUCGAUUCAUCCAACUAUUUGACAACUUUGAGGUCAAAUAUCUCCCGUUGCCAGAAAGCUACAACACUACUCUUAAUUCCCCUUUAUAACCCAUCAUUUCAUCUCUGAAUAUCAUCAACAAAAUCUUUGGGCACUACCGUAUUUUUGUCUUGGAUGCCUUUUAAAAUCUGCGACUGUGACAAGUUUCUCUCAACCACACCUGUCACGCAAUUCUUCCUCUAGGCGGUCACUUGACAAAAUAAACCUACAUUUUUUAGCUCUUUAUACAAGAUGAUUGAUCAAGAAAGGUGAAAAAUGUGAAAAACUUUCGAGAUUUUUUGUAGGAAUGGAAAAUUUCACGUUUAGAGAGAUGCAUGUACACGAAAAAUCAAUGGGAAAAACGUAGCGUUUCUUUCUUCAGUCGUUUAUUACUUUGAAGAUUUGCUAAAGUCAGCAGAUAUGGCUUUUGUACGGCACAAAACAUUCAUUAGUCUAUAAUAUGAUUGUUAAUCAUCAUCAUUGCUCAUUCUAUUUCAUGCUGCGUAUUGGUUGAUAUUACUAAUUGUUCCAGUGUGCUACAACUUCGGCUUUUACAGACGAGAAAUUCUGCGCUCUCGCUCGAGAGCAAACAUCAAUAGUUCUAUCGGACUAAAAACUGUGCCUCUAUCCCGAAAAUAAGAUUAAAAUAGUGUUGUCGUUGUCACUUACCGCCAUCGAACAUUUCCAUGCAGAACUCCGCUAAGCUAACAUCUGUUGUGUGACCCGAAGACUCUUAGUAGGAAUUAAGUCAAGCGCGUUGUUCAUGCUGUCUGCUAGAUAACAAUUUCAGAAUAAUCUGCAGAUCUCUAUGAUUAUUUGCCUGCUUCGAUCGUAAAAUAUCUGCAUAUUUUUUUCAAGCACUCUAUUAUUACUCAUAAAUCUUCAUCUCACUAGAUCGAGUGUUGCCGGCGUUUAAUUGCGUGACUUAUAAAACUUUUAAAUAAGAAUCUGAGCCAGCGGUAAUUUGACGAGUAGCCAUCCUGCAAAUUUCCCUUGAUGAAAUCCCAAGACAUAGCCAGUUGUUUUCGUGAGCAAAGACAAUAAAUAUGAGAGAAAAGUGAGAUGCAAAUGUCUUCUUUUUUUUAGCUUAAUAACAUAUUUACCCCCUCCCGCAGUCUUCGUCUAAAUUAAGGUCUCUCGUUAUCUUCUGCCUUGUUCGGUCAGUUUCGAAUUCUGAAGCUAGAUCAUUGGCAUCGGCCUCUCCGUCCUUAUUCAUAUUUACAGAGGGGGACCUCAUCAAUAAACCAAUUUUUGUUACGGCAGAUAACCGGCUGAAGUAUCGAGCGAUUUGCUGCUGUAUCAACCGGUCAGUCUUAGACAACAUUUCUGGCUGGUGUCGUCUCUCAAUCUCGAUAUUUGGGAAAUCACAUUAGAGGCGGUUGCCUUACUAGUUUCCUCCCUUGUCCAGCACACGUCUAGGAGAAAGUUCUCUGCUUUCUGAGAAAAGGUAGCUGUUUUUUGUGUUUUCCAAAGAGCCCAUCCCAAGUCCUCUUGGCUAGUUAGGGAUUGUUCGUCAGAAUUUUUACCUGAGGUCCGACCUCGAACGUAGCCGUCCCCUAUAGAAUGGCAAGCCGGUCUUAGUCCAUUUCCUCUUGAUCUUAUCCUAGGCGGAAUUUUUUUGUCGGCUUCACUGUGUUUGUCUUUGUCAGGAUACAUCCUUCUUUUAGCAAGAAUAUCUGGCUUUCUUGUUCCGUCUAUGACGGAUUGGGUAUAGUUCUCGCGAUGACCCGCGUUCAGAAAUCUGUGCACGUUGCUGAUAAGCACCCGCUUCUACGACUAGUUUGCUGAAAGUUUCUAAUGUGAUGAGCCUAGUGAGAUCCUGAGGUGCUUCAAACUGUGCCAGUUGGUCUGCGCUAUAAACUUGUCGCAGUUCUUAAGUCAGAGGGAGGAUCGCCCACCUCUAUCUAUGUGAGCGCUUCUACAAUACCUGCGUAUCCCUAGCAAUCAUAUGAUAUAAAGUUCAUCUCAGUCACAAAUCACCAGUUAGGAAAACUGAUAUUCAGAUAAGCGCUCUUCUUGCCCUUCUCCUUAUUCAUUGUCGACUCUAAGAUAGCAGCUACAGUACGCGUUCUAUUUAGGUUUACAGUCACCUUGCCGCCACCAGAAAGACUCGCCACCAGCUUUGAUUUCUUCUGCCAUCUGCAGAUUCAUCUCUCUCUCACUUUAUGUCUCCGAUUUUUAUGAGGAGGAUACUGGCAUUUACGAACCCGAAGGUCUGAAUCUCACACCAAGUUGUGCACGAUAUUUGAGGUACAUCGUGAAAUUGCGGCCUUCGUAAUCUCCAAAUAAGCCAAUACGCGCUAGAAUAAGCUUCAUCUCGGAUGAAACGCAUGUUUGGGAUACAUCGACGUCUCUCAAAUGUUUUUUUUUUUAAGCUGUUGCCGUCCCUGGCCAGCGCGAGAAAAGUAACAUUUGGUUGUACAUUUUGUUGCAAAUGAAGAAGACAACUGCACCAUCUUGGCUUUAUCAAUUCGAGUGUUAGAUUGAAUUGAGGGCUUUUUAGACACUCGAUUUCUUUUAUGGCAUCACUAUGAAGACGUAAUACAACUGAUACACCUACACUACAUAGGAUUAGCAAUGUCUGUUGCGCUGUUGCGAGAAGGAGGAAAAUAUUACCGGAAGUGUACGCUCUUUUUAAAAAGAGUUUCAGAGACGUUUCAGAGAUGUCUAUCUUUGAUCGGCUGUCACAAAAAAGUGACCCCCACUUAAAUUUACUAGGAAAAAUGAACUUACCAAAUCCUUGAAAAAAUUGGAAUUCAUUUGACCGAUACGCCGGUUGUUUCAAUUUUUCUUUUUCCUCGGGCUGCUAUGAAACAGUUCAUAAGAGACUCAUGAAUAAAGUGUUUUGAAAUACCGUUCGGGAUUUGCCUUUUUUUUUCUGCGUGCAAAUCAAGGGUAGACAAAGUUUUUAAAACAUUUGACUAAAAUUUCAUGGAGUUCACCUCGAUAAUUUUCGUCGGCCAGAGUCAAGACGCGCCAAGCUAAGCGAGAUCGCCCUCCAGUAAAAAGAAUAAACGUGGCGAGCGUGAGGAAACGCACAUUUUUUUCAUAAUUGUGAUCAAAGUCCAAUGAUGUACCUAAAUUGGUACUUACGGUGUCAAACCAUUGAUUAUGACAGGGUGAGCUUAGUUUUUCUGUCGAGGUUGACGUGACUUCACAUUAAAAGCAUUUUUGACGGAACAAACUAGUGAGCAUCACUGCACGAACUGAGAAAGUAAAAACUUGUAUUUAUCUCCCACGCAUUUCGUCUGACAAUAGUAGACUUCAUCAAGGAUUUUUUCAGGCAGGGUAAAUAAGCUUGCUCAUAUACAAAUAGUAAAUAAGUUAUCUCUUUACUAUUGAAGUCAGUGGAUAGAAUACGCCAGGUGCGCCUACGGUGUUAUACAUGCGUGACAUUUUCCGGACGUUACAUGUACGAGUACGUGAUCCGUUUAAGGGUCACAGAUUUAGUGUAAAUAUUUCACUCCUCAACAUCACCCAAUGUCUCUAGUUUACAGAGGUCUUAGAACGAGUCAUUAUAUGGAGUUGCCUUCUGCGGGUAGAAGACUACAAGCGAAUUUCUCAGGCGUAAUUGCCUUUGAUUUCUCAAUUGAUGUUAUCGCAAACACAGUUUUUGGGAGUCACGAGACAAAAAAACUUAUCAGGACCUAGUUUCAUGUUCUAAUGGAAAUAAAUAGCAAAUAAAAAAACAUUUUCUUGAGAAAUAAAGUCACAAAUGACGGGGGUUCUCCGAAACAAAUAAUGAUUAAAAAAAGAUUUCAGUUCUGGUCAAUAUUGACUUUUCAUGGCCUACUUCCAAAUCUGAGGGAACGUGCUGAGGGAAUAAAAAAACAUAAAUGUGUGAUAAUGCAAGUAAGAGAAUGAAAAUACAAAUAAAGAAAAGGGAGAAAACAUAGGAACCCGUGUUGCAGCGUGCAGAUAUCUUUUGAACCAGACCUAGACACAUAAGCCCGAAACCGGCCAGAGAAACUCGAAAGAGUCCUGUAUAUGAACUAGCUCGCACGUGCACGCAGGAAAGGCCAUAACAAUCAGCGAAAAUAAUAGGAAAUGCAGAUGAUAUUUGCAUUCAAAAAACAACAAAAUAAGAUAACAGAAGGAUUAGGAACUUUUUAGAAGUGUCUUCUUGAAAAAAAAAGAUGAACAAUUUUUACUUCUCAUAAAAGGUCACACAGUGACCCUACAAAUACUAUUCCUAUACGUGGAAUUUCUUGAUGGUGGAAAGUGGAAAAAACAUUUUCCACUCUUAUUUUCUGGAAACACGGCGUAGUUAAUGGAUUUAUGAGGCUAUUGAUAUUUAACAAAUAGAGAAGCCUUGACUGUGCUCUGUUCUGUUAUAAAGCACGCAGGAAGCGGCUAGAGCACGAAAGAAGUGUAGGGAGAAACACGAGACGUAGUCGAGUGUUUCUUCCCACUUCUUGAGUGCUCUAGCCGCUUCAUAAGUGCUUUAUAACAGAACAGAGCACAGUCAAGGCUUCUCUAUUUGUUUUAUAAUAAAGAAUCCGUUAAAUUACCCAAGCAUUACUUUCAAUUUCUAAAACAAACUUUAUUUCCAAAGCGAACAACAAUGUCGUCAGCAUACUCUAUACUCUCAUAAAGCACACUGCAAUAAGCCAAUCAGAAUCCUUGUUAGAAUGAUUCAAAUAAUCUGAUUGGCUGUACAAGACUAAAGCUGUCAAAAGUGUCAAACCAUCAAAGUCCAAAAACCAUCAAAGUUCACAUUCUACGAUAGUUUACAAACUAAAAUAGUUCGGCAAGUCGAACUUGCCAAUUUUGCGUGAAGUUUUUGAGUCUCUAAUACAGAAUCUUGAAGUGAAAUGUUCAGUGAACUUCAGCCGAAUUAUGGCUCAUAAAAACACGCAAGUUUUUUUCCACAUGACAAGGCAGAAAACAAACUAUUCAAGGCGAGUGUUUUUUGAAUGAACGACAGCCGAAUUCACCGGAACAUAAAGAUCGCUCGUGAUGAAAGCGCCGCAAAACUCGGUUGCAGUGGCUGAUGUGAAUUGCUCUAGCUCAGCUCUAUGCUCUAUACUCUCAUAGAGCACGCUCUUUCAACCAAUGACAGCGUGCGUUAUAUGCGAACUUUAUUAUAAUUUCUAACUAAUAAGGGGGGCAGAGUUUCCCGUCAUUCGCGGUAUGGAAAAGCCGAAGUUGUUACUCUUGGAACUUGUACGUCAACAAGCAGGCGACAUGUGACCUUAAAAUCUCCUCUCCUGAUUAUAAUGAUAAUAGACGAUCAAAGUAUAGGCUAAUGAAUGUUUUGUUCUGUACAAGAGCCCUAUGUCCUGUUUUAGCAAAUCUUCAAAGUAAUAAACGACUGAAGAAAGAAACGCUACAAUUUUCCCAUUGAUUUUCCGUCAACAUGCAUCUCUCUAAACGUGAAAUUUUCCAUUCCUUCAAAUUAUCUCGAAAGUUUUUCACAUUUUUCACCUUUCUUGACCAAUCAUCUUGUAUAAAGAGCUAAAAAAUGUAGGUUUAUUUUGUCAAGUGACCGCCUAGAGCAAGAAUUGCGUGACAGGUGUAGUUGAGAGAAACUUGUCACAGCCGCAGAUUUUAAAAGGUAUCCAAGACAAAAAUACGGUAAUGCCCAAAGAUUUUUUUGAUGAUUUUCAGAGAUGUAAUAGUGGGUUAUUAAGGGUAAUUAAGAUUAGUGUUGUAGCUUUCUGGCAACGGGAGAUAUUUGACCUCAAAGUUGUCAAAUAUUUAGAUGAAUCGAAAAGUCUAAAAAUACCAUCGUAUAUUUGUCUCUGUUGAUUGACAAGCCGUCGAUCAAACUGACUGAUACUCGCGGCAGCCAUUAAUUAAGGAUGUUAAAAUAUGUGUGCAAAUCUUUAAAGUAAUCGGUUUAAUACCAUCGCAGUGAGAGCUUCAUACAUUUUACCUAUUUGAAGCGAUUCCCUUGGUGAAAACCAAGAAAAAGCGGGGGGUGGUCUAUCUCCCCCCGGAAAGAAACAAAACAGAAAUCAGUCUGUUUUUUGGAGUUUUGGGUUAGACCCUUUAAACUGACAAAGUUUCAUUGAAAUCGGUGAGAUGACAUGUAGCACGACUGCCCUGUGCUCUCGUGGACACGCUCUGAAGUCAGUAUCUAGCUGUUUUAAAAAGAAGGAUCAGGACUUACCUAACUUUUAGUGUUUUUGUGGCAGUUGUUGAUCCCAAUUUAAGUGUUCUUAGAAGUUUCAGUUGUCUGUAAGGCUAAAUAAAUCUAACAAACCUAAUAGGGCCUGUUUAUUCUUUUCCGUUUAGUUUUUUUGUAUUGUUUUGGUUUGUCUUUUUUUUUUCUUCUGGUCUGUAAUGAUUUCAAUGGUUUCAGGUUCUUUUCUCAGAAUUGAGCUACAGUAAUAGUAUAUUUCUUUGUGUUGUUGCCUACAGGAGCCACUGCUUGUGUUGAAUUGAAGAGAUUUGAAGAAGCAAUCACUUGGUGUGAUAAGGGACUAGCUGUAUCCUUUGAAGGAAUCUUUCAUUUUUAACCGUGGGUAUAAUGGAAAAAAGUUUCCAUAAUUUGAUGUUUCAAGGGAGAAAAUACAAAGAAGGGUAUUAAUUAUGAUGGGAACUUGUCAGCUCAUAUACUUUAAGUAUGUGUGAUUAAAAACAUAGGAGAAGUUAUUACCUCAUGACUUAUUAAUGAAAUUACUCCUUUUAGCCAAUUUGACUUAGUUCUACUAUCCAUGCCAAUAACUGGUACAUUAGUUUAAAUAACCCUUUAAUUUCCCAGACCAAAUUUGUAAUUAUCCUUACUGUCAACCAUACAAUUCUUGUAAUGUUAGUACAGAGAAUUCAUUAUUGCAUCAACUAACUAUUUUUAAAUUGAUAUAUUUUUUUUUUACUCUCAACACUUAUCUGAUUGAUAUUGUAUUGCUAUUGUAAGGAGAAAUUCUCUUUUGGUCACUCACGGGAGUUAAAGGGUUAGAAGACUAAUAUUCAUCCAGUUUAUACAUAGUACUUGGGUAGAUGAUCUCUCUAAAACAAGCCCGAACAAAAAGCCCUUUAAUGUUUACAUAUCUUAUGCAGACUUUCUGCCUUCGACCUUUUGCCUCUACUUAGAGACUCAGAAACUUUCGUUGUGCUUUCCUAUGGACAAAUAAAAAUUUUAAAGAUAUGUAUUUAUUUUAUGUAUUUUUGUUUUUUCCACAUUUUUAACCCUUAACAUAAAAAAGAUUGACAAAAACAAUAGGAUCUUGUCGUCAUUAAGACUUCAGUCUGUCAGUGAAGUGGGAGAUAAGUCCAUGGAGGAAAAAGAUCCUAUUAGUCAUGACCACGGUAGUGCAAGUUCAGUUGAUGUCAAGAAAGUCAUAGAUCUCUAUAAUCAGGAAAAAGAAGCCAUAGAGUACCACAACCUACAUCUUAAAAUAGCUAAAGAAGUAGGAGACAAGCAUGGGGAGGGUAACGCUUAUGGCAAUCUUGGCAAUGCUUAUCGCCAUCUGGGUGAUUUCAAAAAAGCCAUAGAGUACCACAAUCUACAUCUUAAAAUAGCUAAAAAAAUAGGAGACAAGCAUGGGGAGGGUAACGCUUAUGACAGUCUUGGCAAUGCUUAUCACUGUCUGGGUGAUUUCAAAAAAGCCAUAGAGUACCACAACCUAAUUCUUAAAAUCGUUAGAGAAGUAGGAGACAAGCAUGGGGAGGGUAACGCUUAUGGCAAUCUUGGCAAUGCUUAUCUUAGUCUGGGUGAUUUAAAAAAAGCCAUAGAGUACCACAACCUACAUCUUAAAAUAGCUAAAGAAGUAGGAGACAAGCAUGGGGAGGGUAACGCUUAUGGCAAUCUUGGCAAUGCUUAUCGCCGUCUGGGUGAUUUCAAAAAAGCCAUAGAGUACCACAACCUACAUCUUAAAAUAGCUAAAGAAGUAGGAGACAAGCAUGGGGAGGGUAACGCUUAUGGCAAUCUUGGCAAUGGUUAUUACAGUCUGAGUGAUUUCAAAAAAGCCAUAGAGUACCACAACCUACAUCUUAAAAUAGCUAAAGAAGUAGGAGACAAGCUUGGAGAGGGUGCUGCUUAUGGCAAUCUUGGCAAUGCUUAUCGCUGUCUGGGUGAUUUCAAAAAAGCCAUAGAGUACCACAACCUACAUCUUAAAAUAGCUAAAGAAGUAGGAGACAAGCAUGGGGAGGGUAACGCUUAUGGCAGUCUUGGCAAUGAUUAUGACCAUCUGGGUGAUUUCAAAAAAGCCAUAGAGUACCACAACCUAAUUCUUAAAAUCGCUAGAGAAAUAGGAGACAAGCAUGGGGAGGGUGCUGCUUAUGGCAAUCUUGGCAAUGCUUAUCGCCGUCUGGGUGAUUUAAAAAAAGCCAUAGAGUACAACAACCUACAUCUUAAAAUAGCUAAAGAAGUAGGAGACAAGCAUGGGGAGGGUAACGCUGAUGGCAAUCUUGGCAAUGCUUAUCUUAGUCUGGGUGAUUUCAAAAAAGCCAUAGAGUACCACAACCUACAUCUUAAAAUAGCUAAAGAAGUAGGAGACAAGCAUGGGGGGGGUGCUGCUUAUGGCAAUCUUGGCAUUGCUUAUCACAGUCUGGGUGAUUUAGAAAAAGCCAUAGAGUACCACAACCUACAUCUUAAAAUAGCUAAAGAAGUAGGAGACAAGCAUGGGGAGGGUGGUGCUUAUGGCAAUCUUGGCAAUGCUUAUCGCCGUCUGGGUGAUUUAAAAAAAGCCAUAGAGUACCACAACCUACAUCUUAAAAUAGCUAAAGAAGUAGGAGACAAGCAUGGGGAGGGUAACGCUUAUGGCAGUCUUGGCAAUGCUUAUCACUGUCUGGGUGAUUUCAAAGAAGCCAUAGAGUACCACGACCUAAUUCUUAAAAUCGCUAGAGAAGUAGGAGACAAGCAUGGGGAGGGUGUUGCUUAUGGCAAUCUUGGCAUUGCUUAUGGCAGUCUGGGUGAUUUAAAAAAAGCCAUAGAGUACCACAACCUACAUCUUAAAAUAGCUAAAGAAGUAGGAGACAAGCAUGGGGAGGGUGGUGCUUAUGGCAAUCUUGGCAAUGCUUAUCACAGUCUGGGUGAUUUCAAAAAAGCCAUAGAGUACCACAACCUGCAUCUUAUAAUAGCUAAAGAAGUAGGAGACAAAUCCUCGGAGGCAAUGGCCUACGGUUCAUUAGGAUUGGCUUUUGAGUUACAAGGUGGACUGCCAAAAGCCGUUGAACAUUACCAAGCUAGCAUAAACUUAUUCAAUUCCUUGAGAGUACUUCUAAUAUCUAAAGAUGAGUGGAAAGUUAAUUUUCGUAAUCAGCGUCAAGUGGCGUAUACGGGUUUGUGGAGAGUUCUCGUAGAACAAGGUAAUGUAGAUGAAGCCUUAUUUGUUGCUGAGAAAGGACGAGCUCAAGCUCUGACCGACCUCAUGGAAUCCAGUUUUUGUGGUGGAACAAGUCACCACAAGGGAGAAGAUGAAGAUUGCGCAGUUUUAAAAAACGUUCCAUCAAACACUGUCUUUCAGGCAGUGGACGAAGCUAACGUCCAUCUUUGGGUUGUGUCCGAAGGAAAACAAGUUCAGUUAAGACAAAGUAAACUCAAAGGUUUUGUUUCAGAGAAUAGUGGAUCUAGCCUGUCCUUUGAGUCGUUCAUGCUCGGUGUCUAUACACAACUUGAUGUUCGUUCUAAUGUGAGAUGCGAAAAUCGAUCUUUAGAUGCUUUGAGGGAGGGCCGUUCAAAAGUGGAUGAGAAAACUAAAGAAGCCAACCCUCAACCUCACAUCCAACAAGACGGAUGCUUGAGCACUUUGUAUGAUAUCGUUAUGAAGCCGGUGGCUGAUUUGAUUGAAGGGGAUGAGCUACUCAUUAUUCCUGAUGGACCACUGUGGAUCGCUCCUUACGCUGCAUUGAAGGAUGGUAAUUCUAAAUACCUGUGUGAAUCGUUCACAAUCCGAGUCGCUCCAUCGUUAGCAAGUCUUAGACUCAUUGCCGAUUGCCCAGAUGAUUAUCACAAAAGCAGUGGUGCGUUACUUGUAGGAGAUCCGUUGGUAUCCGAGGUUACUAACAGCGAGGGAAAGAAAGUCUUCGAGCAGCUUCAGUAUGCUAAAAAAGAAGUAGAAAUGAUCGGAAAAAUUCUGAAUAUCGCCCCAAUCACUGGCAGUCAGGCCACGAAACGUGAGGUGUUGAAAAGACUCAGUUCCGUUUCCCUAGUUCACUUUGCGGCACACGGAUGUAUGGAAACUGGCGAAAUUGCUCUUACACCUGACCCAGACCGAAUAUCUACCGUGCCAACGGAGGAGGAUUACAUUUUAACAAUUGGAGAUGUGUUGAAUGCUCAACUUCGGGCCAAACUUGUCGUGCUUAGUUGCUGCCACAGCGGCCGGGGCGAGAUCAAGGCUGAAGGUGUGGUUGGCAUUGCGCGCGCUUUUAUGGGGGCUGGUGCUCGGUCUAUUGUGGUGUCCCUGUGGGCGAUUGAUGACGAGGCUACUCUUGAGUUCAUGAAAUACUUUUAUCAACAACUUGCAGGAGGUAAACCAGCAAGCGAGUCACUGAACCUGGCCAUGAAAAGCCUCAGAGAAUCAGACAAGUUCUGCGACAUCAAACACUGGGCGCCCUUUUUGCUGAUUGGAGAUGACGUCACUCUUGACUUCAUGGCAAAGGAAAGAGAAAAUUCGAAUAUGAAAUCACAUAAAUGA